Choloepus didactylus (southern two-toed sloth) is the source of this 390-nucleotide messenger RNA. RefSeq names its product follicle stimulating hormone subunit beta (gene FSHB). The record is from RefSeq and is a predicted model, not a curated record. Gene Ontology annotation, molecular function: hormone activity. Gene Ontology annotation, cellular component: cytoplasm; extracellular region. The transcript is spliced from 2 exons. The coding region runs from base 1 to 390 and encodes 129 amino acids. Gene Ontology annotation, biological process: G protein-coupled receptor signaling pathway. Lineage: Eukaryota; Metazoa; Chordata; Mammalia; Pilosa; Megalonychidae.
AUGAAAUCAGUCCAGUUUUGUUUCCUUUUCUAUUGCUGGAAAGUAAUGUGCUGCAAUAGCUGUGAACUGACCAAUAUCACCAUCAAGGUGGAGAAAGAGGAGUGUCGCUUCUGCAUAAGCAUCAACACCACUUGGUGUGCAGGCUAUUGCUACACCCGGGAUCGGGUGUACAAGGACCCAGCCAGGCCCAACAUCCAGAAAGUAUGUACCUUCAAGCAGCUGGUGUAUGAGACAGUGAGAGUGCCUGGCUGCGCUCACCGCACAGACUCCCUGUAUACAUACCCAGUAGCCACGGAAUGUCACUGUGGCAAGUGUGACAGCGACAGCACUGACUGCACCGUGCGAGGCCUGGGGCCCAGCUACUGCUCCUUCAGUGAAAUGAAAGAGUAA